UAGAAGUCCCUGAAAGACCUAAUUUCUUUCCAACAAUUCCAUGGAGCAAAGGAUGUUCAGCUCUGCAUCCUCUUUCCUCUCUAACCCUUUCUUCUAUUUCUUGAUUUUGUUUUUGUUUCUGUUUCAUUCGUUUCAUCUUUCACAGGCCCAACAGAGUUACGUCAACAACAAACAGCUUAAUUGUUACAAUUACAACAACGAUUCUUCAGUUAAUGGGUAUCUCUGCAAUGGUCCUUCGAAAUCUUGCAUCUCCUACCUCACCUUCCGAUCACUCUCUCCUUACAACACCCCCAUCAGCAUCGGCUACCUCUUGCGUGCGGAGGCGGCGCAGAUUGCCAAAAUCAACAACAUAGAGGAAGUCGAUCAGAUCCCUACGGACACCCUCGUCAUAGUUCCUGUGAAUUGUUCUUGUUCAGGUGAGUUCUACCAGCACAAUACCUCCUAUAUCCUGAAAGACAAACAGGAGACGUAUUUUAGUGUUGCAAACAACACCUACCAGGCUCUUACCACUUGUCAAGCCUUGAUGAAUCAAAACCCUUACGAUAGUUACAAUCUCUCCGUCGGAUUGUCACUGGAAGUCCCACUCAGAUGUGCUUGCCCUAGCCGAAACCAGACUGCCAGUGGUGUCAGGUACUUGCUUACGUAUCUGAUUGCUGCCGGUGAUAGUGUUGCUGCGAUUGGUGAGACGUUCGGUGUGGACGAGCAGAGCAUAAACGAUGCAAACGAGUUGCAGACGGGCGAGACUGUCUUCUUCUUUACACCCAUUUUGAUUCCGCUUAAGAACCAGCCCACAAUCAUCACAAAAUCAAGUCCCCCACCGCCGUCGCAGUCCCCUGACUCACCUCCCGUCGUUCCCGGAGGUAACUCUUCAUCGAAGAAAUGGGUCUUUGUCGGCGUUGGAAUUGCAGCUGGUUUAGCUCUUUUGGCCCUCUCCGGGUGUCUGGUUUGGUUCCUGCGUCGCCGGACUCCGCGACCCAAGCCAAUUCCAGAAGAGGGUAAUAAGCUUGGUGGAUCUGCUGAUUACUCUGCCAUACCUGAAAAUAGAUCUGGGUCCGUCACCCUCCAAGGGGCUCGUUUUGUAAUCGAAUCCUUGACCUUGUACAACUUCGAAGAGUUGCAGAGAGCUACCGGGUCCUUCAGUGAAGGUCAUAGGAUCAAGGGCUCUGUUUAUCGCGGCAAGAUUAAUAGCGAUGAUGCUGCUAUAAAGAGGAUGAAAGGGGAUGUCUCAAACGAGAUGAAUAUUCUAAAACAAAUCAACCAUUCCAAUGUGAUCAGACUAUCUGGUUUCUGUGUACACCAAGGGAGCACCUAUCUCGUUUAUGAGUUUGCAGAGAAAGGUUCUCUAAGCGAUUGGCUUCACGAGAAGGAGUAUCUGAGUACUUGCCCUCUUGGGUGGACGCAGAGAGUUCAGAUUGCUUACGAUGUGGCAGAUGGGCUUAAUUACCUUCAUAACUACACGAAUCCUCCCUACAUUCACAAGGAUUUGAAGAGCAGUAACAUUCUCUUGGAUGGGAAUUUCAGGGCCAAGAUAACAAAUUUCGGGUUAGCCAGAACCUUGGAGGAGGAGAAUCAAGAAGAAGGUUUCCAGUUGACAAGGCACGUAGUGGGUACACAGGGUUAUCUGGCCCCUGAAUAUAUAGAAAAUGGCGUAGUUACUCCUAAACUAGAUAUUUUUGCAUUUGGAGUGGUGAUGUUGGAGCUCUUGUCUGGAAGGGAAGCUGCAACUGCCUUUGAUGAUGAAAAGAAAACAGACAGCUUAUUGUGUGAAACAAUACAGCUGGUCUUGACAGGAGAGAACGUGAGAGAGAAGCUAAGGGGAUUCAUGGAUCCUUCUUUGAGGAAUGAGUACCCCCUGGAUUUGGCCUUCUCCAUGGCCCAGCUUGCAGAGAAUUGUGUGGCAUACGAUCUGAAUUCUCGUCCAGCCAUCCCUGAUGUCUUUUUGUCUCUGUCCAAGAUUCUCUCAUCUUCCUUAGAUUGGGAUCCUUCAGAUAACAACCUUCAGAACUCUGGGUCUUUUAGCCAUGGUAGAUAGAUAAGGAAGCUCUCUCUCUUUACUGUCAAAUGAGAGCUA
Messenger RNA from Telopea speciosissima, 2071 nucleotides. Its product is annotated as protein LYK5. Gene Ontology annotation, biological process: protein phosphorylation. The transcript has a single exon. Lineage: Eukaryota; Viridiplantae; Streptophyta; Magnoliopsida; Proteales; Proteaceae. Bases 41 to 2032 code for a protein of 663 amino acids. Gene Ontology annotation, molecular function: protein kinase activity; ATP binding. The record is from RefSeq and is a predicted model, not a curated record.